Messenger RNA from Nannizzia gypsea CBS 118893, 1056 nucleotides. Its product is annotated as 3-methyl-2-oxobutanoate hydroxymethyltransferase. Gene Ontology annotation, biological process: pantothenate biosynthetic process. The transcript is spliced from 2 exons. Bases 1 to 1056 code for a protein of 351 amino acids. Lineage: Eukaryota; Fungi; Ascomycota; Eurotiomycetes; Onygenales; Arthrodermataceae. Gene Ontology annotation, cellular component: mitochondrion. The record is from RefSeq and is a predicted model, not a curated record. Gene Ontology annotation, molecular function: magnesium ion binding; 3-methyl-2-oxobutanoate hydroxymethyltransferase activity.
AUGGCAUCUCGACUUUGCUCUCGCCUGGCAUAUAUCCGGCCAUCCCCUAUUGGCAUCCGUCUGGGUGGCGUCACUCGGCCUACUGCAGCUACAACGUCACUGUCCAACCUCUUUCCACGUGCAGCGAACCCGGAUGUUACACGACAGCAAGAACGAUGUAGUUCGAACUCUCCCAUGGCACCAGCACCAAGUCAUGCCCGGAAGAAAGUGACCAUCAAGUCAUUGGAGGCUCUGUAUCGAAAGGGGGAACCGAUUACCAUGAUGACGGCGCAUGACUUCCCUAGCGCUUAUGUAUGUGAAGCUGCGGGUAUGGAGAUGAUUCUGAUCGGAGAUAGUCUGGCCAUGGUUGCUCUGGGGAUGAACGAUACAAGCGAGGUGACGCUUGAGGAGAUGAUUGUGCAUUGUCGAAGUGUCUCCAGAGCAGCGGCGUCUGCUUUUGUGGUUGGUGAUAUGCCAAUGGGUUCGUACGAGGUUUCUGAAGAACAAGCUGUCCAGACUGCUAUCAGACUGGUAAAAGAGGGUCGUGUCCAAGGCAUCAAGAUCGAAGGGGGCCAGGAAAUCACCCCCACCAUCAGACGUAUCGUCAAGGCUGGAAUCCCCGUCGUUGCCCACGUUGGCUUAACUCCCCAGCGACAAAACGCUCUCGGAGGGUUCAGGGUUCAAGGCAAAUCCAUGGCUACAGCAGUGAAGGUUUAUCAAGAUGCUCUGGCCGUCCAGGAGGCUGGUGCAUUUAUGACGGUGGUUGAAGCAGUGCCCGCUGAGAUUGCUGCUAUUAUCACGAAGAAGCUGCGUAUCCCAACCAUUGGUAUUGGGGCCGGUAACGGAUGCUCGGGCCAGGUACUGGUACAAAUCGAUAUGUUGGGCAACUAUCCUCCCGGAAGAUUCUUGCCGAAAUUUGUGAAGAAGUAUGGUGACGUGUGGUCUGAGAGCUUGAGGGCUAUCGAACAGUAUAAGAAUGAAGUCAAAAGCCGGGAAUACCCAUCACCAGAAUAUUCGUACCCGACCACACAGGAAGUCGUUGAGGAAUUCGAGAAGGUAGUUGGAGAGAAACAGUGA